Messenger RNA from Ictidomys tridecemlineatus (thirteen-lined ground squirrel), 1754 nucleotides. It is a transcript of the gene Agpat4, whose product is annotated as 1-acylglycerol-3-phosphate O-acyltransferase 4. The record is from RefSeq and is a predicted model, not a curated record. NCBI's taxonomy places the organism in Eukaryota, Metazoa, Chordata, Mammalia, Rodentia, Sciuridae. Gene Ontology annotation, molecular function: 1-acylglycerol-3-phosphate O-acyltransferase activity. Gene Ontology annotation, cellular component: endomembrane system; mitochondrial outer membrane.
GGGUCCACCCCUGGGUGGAGUCUGGCUUUUCUUUCCCGUGUUGGCUGACUUACAGCUCCGGUAAAGUAGUGGCAAUUUCUGAACCCCAGCCGGCUGCCUUCCAGUUUCUGGCUCCUCAGUCCAGGUGCCCAGGGCCGCCCGGGAGCAGCGGCUUUUCCUGAGUCCUGGGUCUUCCUUUCGUCUGGACGUAUUCUACCGCAGCUACUUAUUUAUUUUUGAACAAGAACGUCUCACGUCAUGGACCUCGUUGGACUGCUGAAGUCCCAGUUCCUGUGCCACCUGGUCUUCUGCUACGUGUUCAUCGCCUCGGGGCUCAUCAUCAACGCCGCGCAGCUCUGCACGCUCGUCCUCUGGCCCAUCAACAAGCAGCUCUUCAGGAAGAUCAACUGCAGACUGUCCUACUGCGUCUCCAGCCAGCUGGUGAUGUUGCUGGAGUGGUGGUCGGGCACAGAGUGCACCAUCUACACGGACCCGAGGGCCUUCUCCAAGUAUGGCACGGAGAACGCCAUCGUCGUCCUCAACCACAAAUUUGAAAUCGACUUCCUCUGCGGCUGGAGCCUGGCGGAGCGCUUCGGGAUCUUAGGGAACUCCAAGGUCCUGGCCAAGAAAGAGCUGUCUUACGUCCCAAUCAUUGGCUGGAUGUGGUACUUCACGGAAAUGAUCUUCUGCACACGCAAGUGGGAGCAAGAUCGCGAGACAGUCGCCAGGAGCCUGUUGCACCUCCGGGAUUACCCCGAGAAGUAUCUUUUCCUGAUCCACUGCGAGGGCACACGGUUCACAGAGAAGAAACACCAGAUCAGCAUGCAGGUGGCCCAAGCCAAGGGGCUGCCCAGCCUCAAACACCACCUGCUGCCACGCACCAAGGGCUUCGCCAUCACCGUGAGGUGCUUGAGGGAUGUAGUUCCAGCUGUAUAUGACUGUACACUCAAUUUCAGAAAUAAUGAAAACCCAACACUGCUGGGAGUCCUAAAUGGAAAGAAAUAUCAUGCCGAUUGCUAUGUCAGGCGGAUUCCAAUGGAAGACAUCCCCGAAGACGAGGACAAGUGCUCGGCCUGGCUCCACAAGCUCUACCAGGAGAAGUUCCUGGUCAGCAUGGUCAGCAGUGGCUCUUCUGUGACACUGGCCACCUUCAUCCUCGUCUUCUGCAUGGCUUCCAUGGGAGUUCGAUGGAUGAUUGGUGUGACAGAAAUCGACAAGGGCUCUGCCUAUGGCAACAUCGACAACAAACAGAAGCAGAGUGACUAACUCAGGGAUGUGUCACCUCCAAAGGGAACCUUGGGGAACUGGUGGCCUCUGCACAGCCUUCUUAGUGGGACAUGAUGAUGGAGGCUGGGUGAGCCCCUGCCGGCACGAGCACACAUCAAGGCCUCCCCAGACAUGGAGCUCGGUCUCGGAGGCAGAGGGGGAAGAUGAUGCUCUUAAAUCGUUUUUCCCCGUGUGAUUUAGUGGGUUUGGUUUUCUUUUCACUCUCUAGCGCGCGCGCACGUGUGUGUGUGUGUGUGUGUGUGUGUGUGUGUGUGGUUUUGAGAGACAGGGAGGGAGUGAGUGGCUGUGCAGUUGCGUGUGGGCCUGCCUCUGUGACAAUGCAAAGGGUCUUGGAGGCUGCAGGGGGGAGCAGGGCUGGGGACAGAGGGAUGAGUCCCCCUGUCAUCCUCUGGUGCUGAGCUGAGUCUUCUGUAACCUUUGAUUGCCAGAGACAGUGAAAAGUGCUUUAGGUAAGAUGACGAAAGUAUGCCUCCAAAAAAAAAAAAAAA